Messenger RNA from Amaranthus tricolor (Joseph's coat), 1022 nucleotides. RefSeq names its product 60S ribosomal protein L13-1. Gene Ontology annotation, cellular component: cytosolic large ribosomal subunit; ribosome. Gene Ontology annotation, molecular function: RNA binding; structural constituent of ribosome. The transcript has 5 exons. NCBI's taxonomy places the organism in Eukaryota, Viridiplantae, Streptophyta, Magnoliopsida, Caryophyllales, Amaranthaceae. Bases 94 to 717 code for a protein of 207 amino acids. The record is from RefSeq and is a predicted model, not a curated record. Gene Ontology annotation, biological process: translation.
AUCGGGUGCCCCAAUUUAAAAACCCUAAACUCACUCAUCAUCUUCUGUCAUUCACCUCUGAAAACCCUAAAUUCCUCACUCCACAGGUAAGCCAUGGUGAGGCAUAACAAUGUUAUCCCUAAUGGACACUUCAAGAAGCACUGGCAAAAUUAUGUCAGGACAUGGUUUAACCAACCAGCUCGCAAGACAAGGAGACGUCUUGCUAGGCAAAAGAAGGCCGUGAAAAUCUUCCCUAGGCCUACUGCAGGACCUCUUCGCCCAGUUGUACAUGGUCAAACUUUGAAGUACAACAUGAAAGUCAGGGCUGGUAGAGGGUUCUCUUUUGAAGAGCUAGCUGCAGCUGGUAUUCCCAAGAAGCUUGCUCCAACAAUUGGGAUUGCUGUUGACCAUAGACGCAGAAAUCGUUCACUGGAGGGGCUUCAAACGAAUGUCCAAAGGCUAAAGACCUACAAGGCUAAGCUUGUCGUCUUCCCAAGACAUGCACGCAAGUUCAAGGCUGGUGAUUCUACUCCAGAGGAACUUGCAACUGCCACACAGGUGCAAGGAGAGAUCUUACCAAUUCAAAGGGAACAACCAAAUGUCGAGCUUGUCAAGAUUACUGACGAGAUGAAGAACUUUAACGCAUAUGCUAAGCUCCGUCUCGAGAGGACAAACAAGCGUCACCAAGGUGCAAGACUUAAGAGGGCAGCCGAGGCUGAGAAGGAAGAAAAGAAGUAAUGAGUCUCAGAAUUUGGAUUUAGUAGGAAAACUAUUUAUCAAUUUUGUGCUUUAUGACGUUUUGCCCGACUAAAAUACUGCAAGACUUGAAUCAUUCGGUUUCUUGAGCAGACGAAUGGAUAGUGUUGUUGAAUCUUAUGUGCUUGCUAUGAACAUAAGUGCUUGUUGCUUUCAAUUGUUUACUAAAUGAGUGGGACAGGGAAUAAUCGUUUCAUUUUGACUUUACGUUCAAGAUUGAGGAUGUCUGUUGACGAGGAUCUUUUACAUCCUUUGAACGAAUUUUUAACCUUGAAGACUUCUCUUGA